UCUCCGUCACUCGCUCCUUACAAACAGAUAAGAUGACCUGUGAUCUUAAAUAGUCAUUAUAUGCCCCAAUUUCAUGCAUUAAUAUCAAAUUAUGUAUUUGAAAUUCGUUUACCAAAAUGUGCACAGUGUUAAAUGUUCCAAUAUUACUAAUUGUAUUAACUAGUUUACACGUGAGAAGCCAAGAUGAAGAUUAUUCAUUCUUUGAAACAACGACGUCAGGAAAACUCGCUGAAGGGGAACAAAAGUUGAGCGAAUCUAUUCGUAAAGCCCUAGAUCAUUUCAAACAACCCAACCCUGAAGGGUGGCCAGGAUUAGAUGUUCCAGAUCCAUAUUUAUUGCCAGAUACUACACAAUCUGUUGGAUUUGGUGCGAGCCUGACUUUUACGGAAACUGUACUUCAUGGUAUAAGUAAAUUUCGCGUCCUGUAUGUAAAAACUGAAAUUGAAGAUAUGGAGUGUCGGGCAGCACUUGUAAUGGAUAAACUACAUAUUCGUGGUAAAUACAUUCACAGAACGUGGUUUACUUCCACCAUAGGGUCGCUAACAUCUAAUAUUACUGAUAUUAAAGCCACGGCAAUAGCCACGCUAGGCGUUGAACGAAACGGAAAAUUAAGGGCACAAGACAUAUUACUUGAUAUCACGUUCCAAAAUAUUGCUAUGAAUAUUGAAAAUGCAGGGAUCUUAGCCACAUUACUGUCGGGGAUCGUCAAUUCUAUGGGAUCCUACCUAUUUGAAUCCAUCAAACCUGUCCUCCUUCGGGAUGCACAUCAGAAUAUAAGAGAAGAGAUUAAUAAAAAAUUGGACGAAGUCGUUGGAGACAUAGAAUUCCCUAAUACAAUAUCUCCGAUAGACAUGAUCAUAGUAGAUGUUAGGAAAAAAUUAAGAGAAAUGAAAAUGGACCCGUUUAAAGUUAAUGACUAUAAUAAUACUAGCGGUGUUUUUGAAGUAAGACUUUAUAACACAUGGUUGACUGGUUUGUCUUCUUUAUACCGAAUCGGAAAUAUAAGCCUUUAUCUAGAGAAUAACACUUUGGUAGCAGACUUUUGUAUUGGAAUACAAGAACUUGGGGGAUCUACUUUUUGGGAAGUAAAAGGCAUUGGUGGUUAUAUAUUUGGAGCAGGUAGUAGUUCCUUUUCCGUACAAUAUAUACAAGGGCGGUUUAUACUUGUACAGCCGUUGGAUACAAGAAGAAGAAUGGAACUAAGGGAUUUGGAACUGGAACUUGGAAACAUACAAAUUGGUUUUGAUGGCGCGGGAACUCUGGAUUAUUUUAUUGAAUUGUCAGCAAAUAUAUUGCCGACUCUUUUAAGAUAUCAAAUAAUAGACGCUAUUAUUAAUCCCAUCAAAUGGAAAUUACAGAGAGAAUUGGAUGACAUUAGCAUAGAAGGUUUGAUAGUAACUGAACUGCCUGAACUAGAUAAAAUGCAAGCAGAUGGUUUCCAGCUUGCUGAACUAAGAAUGACAAAUAAUACAACAGACGAAGUGUUUGAUAAAGACGAAUUCUUUAACUUUUAA
Maniola jurtina (meadow brown) is the source of this 1514-nucleotide messenger RNA. RefSeq lists its product as uncharacterized. NCBI's taxonomy places the organism in Eukaryota, Metazoa, Arthropoda, Insecta, Lepidoptera, Nymphalidae. The coding region runs from base 117 to 1514 and encodes 465 amino acids. The record is from RefSeq and is a predicted model, not a curated record. The transcript is spliced from 4 exons.